Lactuca virosa is the source of this 1645-nucleotide messenger RNA. Lineage: Eukaryota; Viridiplantae; Streptophyta; Magnoliopsida; Asterales; Asteraceae. The record is from the annotation of a GenBank genome assembly.
GAAAAAAGCGAAUAUGCUUUGCUCUCAUCUCUGACAACCAAAAUCAAAAUCUUUCAUCUUCAUCCUCAAGCUUCGUCUCUCGUAUAAAAUCCCAUAAAUUACUCGUAUUAUUACUUUACUUUUAGUUUUCUUCUUCAACCAAUGGAGACGCUACAUCAGAUUUUCAUAACGGUUAUUGCAGCUUUUGUGUUCUUUGUCCUGAUUGCAAAGAUCGCAUCUUCAGCGACCAAUGGCGAUGAAUAUGAUCAUCGACGUAGUAGGAUCCGUGAUUUCAGUAAGGUUUUGGCGGAGGAGCUUAAUCCAAAGAUGGAGAAAAGUAUUAGUAAAAGGAAAAGUUUGAAGAAAGUCCGAUUUGCCGUCGAUCAUGAAGGAAGUUUAGUUAAUAAAGUCGUCGCCGGACCAUCGGAAACUAAACAGGUAGUGUUUGAGAGUAAACAUGAUGCAGAGAUGAUACGCUUCAAUGACGUCGGAUCGGUGGUGCAGUCACCGGAGGAAGAGUUUGGCGAUGUUGAAAAAGCUGAAUUCGAUGAUUGUAAGUCAAUGGCGGAAUCUGUUAGCCCUAGUGUUGUUGAACACGAUAAAACAAAAGAGGGAAAUACUGAUUCGAUUGAUCAGAAAUCAAGCCAAGCCACAAUGGUUCCUCACGAAAAUGCAGUUAUUGGCGCGAAGCUGCUGUGUGAUGAUGGUAUGGAAAAGAACGACGACGAAAGCUUGAGUGCCGUCGAAUCGGUGGUGAAGUCACCGGAGGAAGAGUUUGGCGGUGUUGAAAAGGCUGAUUAUGAUGAUUAUAAGCCCAAAGCGGAAUCUGUGAUUCAUAGUGUUGUCGAUGACGAUCAAACCAAAGAGGGAAAUACCGAAUUAAUUGAUCAGAAGCUAAAAGGGGUAAUGAUUCCUGAACAAAGUGGAGCUAUUGAUAACAAGCAUCAGAUGUGUAUGAAAUUGAAAUUGUUUUGUGAUGAUGGUAUUGAUGAAUCCGAGAAGGAGAAUGAAGGUCUGAUUUCCGAGGAAGAUGAUUCUUCAGAUUCCGAUGAUGAUUGGGAGGGAAUUGAAAGGAGUGAUUUGGAGAAGGUGUUUGCCAUGGCUGCAGAUUAUGGUAAACAAGAUGAUCAUCUACAGAGUUUAGGAAGUGACAUCCAGAUGCAAUUGUACGGACUUUAUAAGGUUGCUACUGAAGGCCCCUGUCAUGAAGCUCAGCCCAUUGCUUUAAAGCUCUCCGCACGUUCCAAAUGGAAUGCGUGGCAAAAGCUCGGGAAUAUGGAUCCGGAUGUGGCUAUGGAGCAGUAUAUCACUCUUCUUUCAGAGAAAGUUCCUGAAUGGUCACAAGGGAUUCAUUCUCUUGGAGCAGAUUUAUCUAGCUCAAGUACAACCUCAACCCUACUCACUUCUCAAAAUUUGAGAUUUCAUAUAAUAAGGCUAAUUAUUGCGGUUGACAUUUCUUCCACUACGAGAAAUGAAGGCUAAUUUAUGCUUAUGUAAUUAUAGUAUAUAUUUAUUAUUUUAGCAUUGGUGUGUUUGAUUUAAUAAAUUGUUUGAAUAUUGCUGUAUAUGAAGUUAAUUAUUUGUAUAGAUUAAUUUAAAUGACAUUAAGGAAAUACGUUUACAAAGGCAUAAAAUUGAAGUACACAGGCAUAAAAUUGAAGUACAC